AUGACCGAGGCUUCGCUGGUGGAGGGCCAGGUCAAGCUGCGGGACGGCAAGAAGUGGAAGAGUAGGUGGCUGGUGCUGCGCAAGCCGUCUCCGGUGGCAGACUGCCUGCUGAUGCUGGCCUACAAGGACAGGUCAGAGCGAGCCAGAGGGAUGCGGGAGCGCAGCAGCCUCGCGCUGGAGGACAUCUGUGGCCUGGAGCCCGGCCUGCCCUACGAGGGCCUGGCCCACACGCUGGCCAUCGUCUGCCUGUCGCAGGCCGUCAUGCUGGGCUUCGACAGCCGGGAGGCCAUGUGUGCCUGGGACGCCCGGAUCCGCCACGCGCUGGGUGAGGUGCACAGGUUCCACGUGACCGUGGCUCCAGGCACCAAGCUGGAGAGCGGACCCGCCACCCUGCACCUCUGCAAUGACAUCCUCGUCGUGGCCAGGGAUGUCCCUCCGGCCGUCACGGGGCAGUGGAAGCUGUCGGACCUCCGGCGCUAUGGGGCCGUGCCCAGCGGGUUCAUCUUUGAAGGAGGGACCAGGUGUGGGUACUGGGCUGGGGUCUUCUUCCUGUCCUCGGCCGAGGGACAGCAGAUCAGCUUCCUGUUCGACUGCAUUGUCCGCGGCAUCUCCCCGACCAAGGGCCCCUUUGGGCUGCGGCCUGUUCUCCCAGACCUGAGCGCCGGGGGCCCUGCCGUGGAGGAGCGCGUGGCCCAGGAGGCCCUGGAAGCCCUGCGGCUGGAGAAGCGGCUCAGCCUUCUGUCCCACCCUGGCUGGCCGGGCAGCGCAGGGGACGACCGCAGCCUGUCCAGCUCGUCGUCAGAGGCCAGCCACUCGGAUGUCAGCGCCAGCAGCCGGCUCGCGCCGUGGCCAGAGCCCUCCCCGUCCUCGGCGGGCGCGUCGCCGGAGGGUCUUGGGCUGGCGGCCGCCCAGACCCCCGGGGAGGCCACAGCGGGUGCCUCAAGGCCACCCCCCAGGCCGCUGCGGCCCCGGCAGCUGCAGGAGGUCGGCCGCCAGAGCUCCUCGGACAGCGGCAUCGCCACGGGCAGCCACUCCUCCUACUCGGGCAGCUUCUCGUCCUUCGCAGGCAGCAGCCUAGACGUGUGGCGCGGGGCCGAUGAGCUGGGCUCUCUGCUCAGCCUGCCGGGAGGCGGGGCGCCUGAGCCCGGCCUGUGCGCCUGCGCCCCCGGGGCGGCCGAGUACCAGGUGCCCACUGCACCGCGGCCCCACUACGACACGCCCCGCAGCCUGCGCCAGGCGGCCCGGGACCAGCCCCCCACCACACAGGCUAGCGCCAGCGACGGAGCCGCCGGGGACUUGGGCAGCCGGCCGGCGGCGGGGUGUCCCUCCGGCUGGCUGGGCGAGCGACGGCGGGGACAGGCGACAGAGGCCCCAUCGGGGCCGGGCGAGCCCUGGGAAGCGGGCGCCCCCCACGCGGGGCCCCCUCCGGCUCUCUUUUCCGCGUGUCUCGUCUGCGGAGGACUGAAGGUAAAUGCCCCUCCCUGA
This is a messenger RNA of Lipotes vexillifer (Yangtze River dolphin), 1485 nucleotides long. It is a transcript of the gene DOK7, whose product is annotated as docking protein 7. The record is from RefSeq and is a predicted model, not a curated record. Gene Ontology annotation, biological process: neuromuscular junction development; positive regulation of protein tyrosine kinase activity. Gene Ontology annotation, molecular function: protein kinase binding. Bases 1 to 1485 code for a protein of 494 amino acids. NCBI's taxonomy places the organism in Eukaryota, Metazoa, Chordata, Mammalia, Artiodactyla, Lipotidae. The transcript is spliced from 7 exons.